Messenger RNA from Thlaspi arvense, 537 nucleotides. The record is from the annotation of a GenBank genome assembly. Lineage: Eukaryota; Viridiplantae; Streptophyta; Magnoliopsida; Brassicales; Brassicaceae.
AUGCAGGUAAUCCCAAGUGAUUACAGAAAGUACUAUCCAACGCCUCUCCCUCAGACAGCUGUUCUCCGGAAGCCAGAAGGAAACUUCUGGACUGUCAAUUUGUCAAAGACAACGGUCCCAUUGACGGAGACUUUCUCUUAUUCACCUACGAUGUUCCCUACUGAGAGAGAUCUUCAACAGGAGGGUCUAAUUCGCAAAGGAAACGUGCUGAGUUUGUUGGUGAUCCGGAAAUGUAUAUUGAUGAUCCCAGAAACCCUUGCUUCAUCGCAACUUCGUCGUGCGCAAGGGGUUAUUGCCAUGCAAGUGAUAAAAGACUAUAGCCUAAAGUUUGAUGGAACAGUCAAUCUCAUCGAUCGAUAUGGGGUGGUAGAAGGAAGAGUUGGAGGCUGGACAGAUCGUGUUGUGGUUUACAAGUGGGACGAAAUCUAUAAGAGAAAUGAUGCAAAGCCUGAAGACCUAAUCAUAUGUGAGAUUCUACGGGAAGGAAAUGUUGUUAAAUCCAUCAAGCCUCAUUUCGUCAAAGCCUCGUAUCGUUAA